Molecule: messenger RNA, 717 nt
Organism: Hibiscus syriacus
Lineage: Eukaryota; Viridiplantae; Streptophyta; Magnoliopsida; Malvales; Malvaceae
Product: translocator protein homolog
Exons: 1
Coding region: 51-623 (190 amino acids)
Cellular component (GO): membrane
Source: RefSeq, a predicted model, not a curated record
UCUUCCAUCGUAUAACUAUAGGCUCCAAUUAAUCUCCGUUGCUUUCACCCAUGGAUUCCCAGAAUCUUAGACAACGUUCCAGGGAUGAUUCUGGGGUUACCGCCGCCGCCGCUACCACCGAUGAGAAGAGCAGAAACAGGCGAGAAAAGAGGAUGGAAAUGGCCAAACGUGGCCUUCGAUCGUUAGUCAUAUCGGUUUCGCUCCCUUUGUUUCUCACCUUAUUGAAUAUCUACCUGUUCGGCUCGGGUCGUGGUUAUGGCGCUAAACCCAAACCCUUCUGGUUCCCUCCUUUGUGGCUUUUACAUACAGCCUGCUUGGCCGAGAGCUUCCUGAUGGGUCUCUCGGCCUGGUUCGUUUGGGCCGACGGCGGGUUCCACGUCAGGCCGAAUGCCUUUUCUCUUUAUUCGGCUUACUUGGGAUUCAGCUUGGCUUGGCUGCCGACCGUGUUUUGGAUGGGAGCCGGUUGGUCCGGGUUGGUCUUGAGCUUGGCGAUGGUUGCGACUCUGUUUGGGUGUUACAGUGAUUUCGGAAAAGUGAAUACGAUCGCCGGUAACUUGGUCAUGCCUUGUCUGGCAUGGGCUGCGUUCUUGUCCGUUGUAAAUCUAAAGCUCGUCUUCCUUUGAAGCAUAUAACCGGCAAAAAAUAGUUGUGUUUUCUUUCUUCUUCCCCUUCCAUGUGUCGUGUAAAUCAAAUAAGAUCAGGUUCUUCGUUUGUUCA